Peromyscus eremicus (cactus mouse) is the source of this 1058-nucleotide messenger RNA. It is a transcript of the gene Abhd14a, whose product is annotated as abhydrolase domain containing 14A. Gene Ontology annotation, cellular component: cytoplasm. The record is from RefSeq and is a predicted model, not a curated record. Lineage: Eukaryota; Metazoa; Chordata; Mammalia; Rodentia; Cricetidae. The coding region runs from base 165 to 893 and encodes 242 amino acids. The transcript is spliced from 5 exons.
CCAGGCAUGCCCUCAGUGGAGGUCUCUUUGCACACGUUGAGCUUUAUCGGUGUCCUCCAGCCACCACUGAGUCUCCAGUUCAUCCAGCUCCUGCCAGAACGAACACACAGUUCAUCUAUCUUCUUCCAGAACACACGUGGCAUGGCUGUGUGGCACAGACCUUCAUGAGCCGGUACCAGGCAACCCUGCUGGGGCUCGGCCUGCUGCUUGUGCUUCUCCUGUAUGUGGGCCUGCCUGGCCUGCCUGAGCAGAAUUCCCAGCUCUGGAGGGGCCCCAAUGUCACAGUCCUGGCUGGUCUCACCCAAGGCAACUCUCAGAUAUUUUACCGUGAGGUGUUGCCUAUCCAGCCAGCACACAGGGUGCAACUGGUGUUUCUCCAUGGGAAGGCAUUUAAUUCCCACAUAUGGGAACAGCUGGGCACACUGCAGCUACUGUCCAAGAGAGGCUACCGGGCUGUGGCCAUUGACCUCCCAGGUUUUGGGAACUCAGCACCUUCAAAGAAAGCAAGCACAGAGUCAGGACGAGCGGAGCUGCUGAAGCAGGUGCUGCGGGACCUAGAGGUGCAGAAUGCUGUGUUGGUGAGCCCUUCCCUGAGUGGCAGCUAUGCCCUGCCCUUCUUGAUGCGAACCCACCACCAGCUCCGUGGAUUUGUGCCCAUUGCACCCACCUCCACACGGAAUUACACACAGGAACAAUUCUGGGCUGUGAAGACCCCAACUCUUAUCCUGUAUGGGGAGCUGGACCACACCUUGGCACGAGAGUCACUUCAGCAGCUCCACCACCUGCCCAACCACUCUGUGGUGAAGCUACACAACGCGGGCCAUGCCUGCUACCUCCACAAUCCGCAAGCUUUCCACCUCGCCCUUCUUGCAUUCCUUGACCAUUUGCCUUGAAUGGACUCUCUUCACAGAACUGACCUUGAAGGGUCUAGACGCUCUCUCUCCUCUUCCAGGGAGGCCAGCCCUGAGUGGGAUUGGGGACAGAGGAUCAAGCCCAGCCAGGACUUUUGAUUUCAUUUCACAGGCACAAUAAAGAAAAGCCCUUUUGUCCCGCCUGGA